Quercus lobata is the source of this 980-nucleotide messenger RNA. Its product is annotated as Golgi apparatus membrane protein-like protein ECHIDNA. The record is from RefSeq and is a predicted model, not a curated record. Gene Ontology annotation, cellular component: Golgi membrane. Gene Ontology annotation, biological process: protein secretion; vesicle-mediated transport. The transcript is spliced from 6 exons. Bases 110 to 670 code for a protein of 186 amino acids. NCBI's taxonomy places the organism in Eukaryota, Viridiplantae, Streptophyta, Magnoliopsida, Fagales, Fagaceae.
AUUUUUCUUCUGAAAAUCUCUCCCCAUUUCAAGAGAGAGAGAGAGAGAGAGAGAGAGAGAUUGAUUUCCCAAAAGACCAAAACUUUUUGAUUUCUCAAGCUUUUCCGGCAUGGCCAGCGUGGAUCUCAACCCGACUGCAGUAGAAAAUUAUGCCAACCCGAAGACAUGUUUCUUUCAUGUUAUUUUCAAGGCUGCUUCAUUGGCGUUUUACAUUCUUUCUGCCAUAUUUGUUAGUAACUUUGUCAUCAUUUUUGUGGUGACUGUUCUUCUUGCUGCUCUUGAUUUUUGGGUAGUCAAGAAUGUGAGUGGGCGUAUUUUAGUUGGGUUAAGGUGGUGGAAUGAAAUAAAUGAUCUUGGUGAAAGUGUAUGGAAAUUUGAAUCUCUUGACCAAGAGUCAUUGGCCCGCAUGAACAAGAAAGAUUCGUGGCUGUUCUGGUGGACCCUAUACCUUACGGCGGCUCUGUGGAUCGUGUUAGCAAUAUUCUCUCUCAUAAGGCUUCAAGCUGAUUAUCUCCUUGUUAUAGGAGUUUGUUUGACCCUCAGUAUUGCAAAUAUUAUUGGCUUCACCAAAUGCCGAAAAGAUGCUAAGCAAAAGAUUCAACAAUUUGCUUCUCAGACCAUUGCAUCUCAGUUCUCAUCCACCAUACAAUCAGCAUUCAGUGUUGUCUGAAUCAUUCACUGGGGAAGAUGGAAAUAAAGGGGAAAUGCACUUGUGAGAGAUUUUGAGAAGUGGAAGAGUCAUGUAAAUGCUCAUUAUAUUGGCCAUUAAUUGGAAUCCUAUUGAACUGUGUUAUGGUAUAGACGACAGCAGCUUAGAAAUUUUGUCUGACUUCUAUUUUUUGGUAAAAAAAUCUCUAAUGGUUUGUAUAAUUGUAUUGAGAGCAUAUGAAAUGCAGUAGUAGAAAGUUGAGAUGCUAGUUUGCCUGUAAAUUGUUUGCUUAUUUCAGUUUUGGGUUGUAAUGAGGCCAAGGGCCUGGUCA